GAAGCGGGGCGGUGGAAGCCGACGAGCAUCAGGAGGAGACGAUGCAGUGGUACUUCGUGGCGGCGCUCCUCACCGUCCUAACCAGCUCGCAGGGCAUAUGGACCACCCUCUCGCAGAGCGAUGGCAAAUAUAAGUAUGACUAUGCAACCAUUCCAUUUCUUGCAGAAUUCUUCAAGUUGUCAGUAUCGAGCUUCUUUCUUUGGAAAGAGUGCCAGUCACCAUCACCACCAAGGAUGACAAAGGAGUGGAAGAGCGUGCGGCUAUAUCUGGUUCCUUCAGUCAUAUACCUCAUCCACAACAAUGUCCAGUUUGCGACCUUGACCUAUGUUGAUCCAUCUACCUAUCAGAUAUUGGGGAACCUGAAAAUUGUCACAACUGGCAUUUUGUUCAGGCUUGUCUUAAAGAAGAAAUUGUCAAAUCUACAAUGGAUGGCAAUUAUUUUACUGGCUGUGGGAACAACUACAAGCCAGGUCAAGGGAUGUGGAGAUGCACCAUGCGAUUCACUUUUCUCAGCACCAUUGCAGGGUUACAUGCUUGGGAUACUUUCUGCUUGUCUUUCUGCACUAGCUGGAGUCUACACUGAGUACUUAAUGAAGAAGAAUAGUGAUAGUCUGUACUGGCAAAAUGUACAAUUAUAUACGUUUGGAGUUAUCUUCAACAUGGGUUGGCUUGUCUAUGGUGACUUCAAGGCUGGAUUUGAGAUGGGUCCAUGGUGGCAGCGUCUUUUUAAUGGCUAUUCUAUCACAACAUGGAUAGUUGUGUUCAACUUAGGGUCUACUGGUCUGCUAGUCUCAUGGCUGAUGAAGUAUUCAGACAACAUAGUUAAGGUGUACUCAACUUCAAUGGCCAUGCUUUUAACAAUGGUUUUGUCUGUAUAUCUUUUCAAUGUGAGGGCUACAGUUCAGCUUUUCUUGGGCAUUCUCAUCUGCAUAAUUUCCCUGCAGAUGUAUUUUAUGCCUGUGCACAUGCUAGUCGAAUUGCCACAAACAUUGCCAGCUACAUCAAAGUAGGCAUGGUUCACUGUUAUCCAACCUGAUGAUCAGAGUGAUAGGGGAUUGUAUCAAAGGAGCAACAUUAGUUGAUUAUCUUGGGCUCUGCUUUAAUCGAGUCAUCCCUUGAAAACUUGAGGCUGCAAUCUUCAACAGCUUCUGUGGCUAUCUUCACGUUGGGGAGAAGCUGAGAAGGUGGGGGAUGAAGGCUGAUCGCUAUGUUCUUUAUGGCUUUAGAAAUGGAAAUGUGUCCACAUAUUCUUCAGUUAGGUCAAAGUGGCUUGCUAACCAUGCACUAAUUUUGCCAUUCACAUGGAAGAAUACAUAGAAGACAAGUGACUGCACUUGAGUUAUUACAUCUUUGGAGAAGAUUUACGUUUCCUUCUGUUGCAGUAAUUGUACUCAUUAGAUGCCUUUAUUUUGCUUAUACUUGAAUGGGGAUUCAAACUGGAGUGCCUUACUGGGUAGAUCUCAUACCGUACAUUCCAUGUUUUGAUAAUUCUUGCUUAGCACAGACAAAUUAUGUGGUUGACAUCUUGUUAGAUGGUAUAUUCUGCAAGUAA
Lolium rigidum is the source of this 1552-nucleotide messenger RNA. Its product is annotated as CMP-sialic acid transporter 1. Bases 42 to 1010 code for a protein of 322 amino acids. Gene Ontology annotation, biological process: pyrimidine nucleotide-sugar transmembrane transport. Gene Ontology annotation, molecular function: pyrimidine nucleotide-sugar transmembrane transporter activity. The record is from RefSeq and is a predicted model, not a curated record. Lineage: Eukaryota; Viridiplantae; Streptophyta; Magnoliopsida; Poales; Poaceae. Gene Ontology annotation, cellular component: Golgi membrane. The transcript is spliced from 9 exons.